[Torrubiella] hemipterigena is the source of this 2415-nucleotide messenger RNA. The record is from the annotation of a GenBank genome assembly. NCBI's taxonomy places the organism in Eukaryota, Fungi, Ascomycota, Sordariomycetes, Hypocreales, Clavicipitaceae.
AUGUUCGUCCUGCGCAACGUCGGCAAGCUGAUCUUCGGCUCCAGCGCCCAAGAAUCCAUCAUCGAGCUUCCCCAGGGCCAGCUGUACCUCGUCCGCCCGCUGUCACCAAAGGGCUACUCUGAGCUCAUCUUCAAAGACUCGGCGAUCCGAAUCCGACGCACAAACCAAGACUUCAACUACCAGCUCGUUGUUCAACGGGCAUUUGAGGAGGGCGAGGAAGAUCUCCUUGCUGAAGAGGAGGGUGAGGACGCCGAGAUUGACGCUCUUGCUAGCGAACGCGACGAAAAGACCUUCCUUCUCGACGAGGCCUUGCACUUCCGUGUCGAAGCUCGCGAAGGCGGCGACAAGGUCCUUGCUUGGAGAGAUCUCAACGGAGACAACGGUGACCUCUAUGAAUUUGUCUGUGACUCUGCCGUCAACACCAGCGAAAUCCAGCGUUUCCUCCGCGCCGCCCAAGAGUGCCAGUACGAACGCAAGUACCGCAAGCCCAACACCACCGCUUCCGAAGAAGACUUAGAACAGUUUGAAUUUCACGAGGAGCCACCUAUUCCUCCUGCCAGCCCCCUCAACAGCCCUUCUAUCCAGCGUUCUAUGGAUGCCAUUGACGAGAUGGCUCCCAAACAACAACCCAAUGUCGCUGCCAAACGAGAAGCCAAGGCUGCCCAGCCCGAGGAGGAACAAGAAGAGUCUCAUGGCUACGAUGCAAACAACCCGCCCGAGGCCCGCGAAAUUUAUGCCUCUAUCCCCGCCGAGCUUCAUUUGUACGACCCUCAGCCCGGCCACUUUGUCAUGGUUGAUGAGUCGGUCGUUGCCACCGUUAGCGAAGUAGGCAAGUGGGAGUACUGGCUGCAGGUUGAGAGCAAAGCCAAGGCUUGGUUGGGAACAUCUGUCGUUGCAGAGUUCAAUCCCGUCUUUGAUUUUGAGUACCUGAGCUUUGUCUUUAACCACUUCAGCGCCGAUGGUACGGCCAGAUCCUGGCUUCUUCGAUUCAAGGAUCAGCCGACUCUCGAGAAGUUCCAAGAGGCCAUCAUGCAGGCCAUUUGGGAAAGACUCAACGAAACCAAGUGGCAAAAGAUGCAGGACAAGGAACGUGAAUACGUUCUCGACUCUAUGGGCGAUCUCACCAUGGAGGAUGCUCCAGCCGAAGGUGAUGAGGAGGAGGAAGACGAAGAAGAAGACGAUACCGACGAUAACGAAGGUCUUCGCAGCGAUGCCUACGAUUCCGAAGAGGAGGAAGCGGAAGAGGAGAGACGUGCUGAUGGUGACGUCAACUCGCAACUUGCUGUUGGCUACAAACACGACAGAUCCUUUGUCGUUCGCGGCUCCAAGAUUGGUGUCUUCUCUCAUACUGCCGACAACCGCCUCAAGUUCCAGACCAACAUUUCUAAAGUUACUACCCCUGGUGGUAAGAUGAUGAGCCCCAAGAAGGUCAUGCUUCACAACCAAGAUCGCGAUCUCGUCAUGCAGAACUCUGUGGAUCCGAACAAGCUCUACCGCAUGGAUAUUGAAUACGGCAAGGUUGUUGACGAAUGGAAUGUCCACGAUGACAUCCCCGUCGUCACGUUUGCUCCUGAGAAGAAGUUCUCUCAGAUGACAGCUGAGCAAACAUUCUUGGGUGUUUCCAACAACGCCCUGUAUCGCAUUGACCCUCGCUUGGCUGGUCACAAGCUUGUGGACAGUGACAUGAAGCAGUACGCCUCCAAGAAUGACUUCUCUGCGCUCGCUACUACCGAGAAGGGAUACAUUGCCGUCGCCAGCAACAAGGGUGACAUUCGUCUGUUUGACCGCUUGGGUAUCCGUGCCAAGACCCAGUUGCCAGCUCUUGGUGACCCCAUCACUGGUAUGGAUGUUUCUGCUGAUGGUCGCUGGAUUCUGGGUACCACACGCAACUACAUCUUGCUCGUGGAUGCCCAACAAAAGGACGGCAAGAAUGAAGGCAAGCUUGGCUUUGAAAAGGCCUUUGCCACUGACCAGAAGCCCAAGCCCCGUCGUCUCGCCCUCACCCCCGAGCACGUUGCCCAGUUCUACCACGAAACCGGCAAGCAGAUCGACUUUACACCCGCCAAGUUCAACACAGGUGAGGGUGCUGAAGAAACCAGCAUCAUCACUGCCACUGGUCCUUACAUUGUGGAGUGGAACCUGAAGCGUGUCUUGCGCGGCAUGAAGGCGCCAUACAAGAUUAAGCGCUACGAGGAGGAGGUCAAGGCAGACAACUUCAAGUUUGGCUCAGACAAGAACGUUAUUGUUGCUCUACCCAACGAAGUCAACAUGGUGGCCAAGCAGAGCUUCCGCAAGCCUACCAGAGAGAGCAUUAUUGGCGAUGUCAGACUCAGCGCCGGACCCAGAAGCAACACCCUAAGCACGCCUGCAAGAAAGAGGCUGCAGCGAGAGGACAUUGUCAACUCUCCAUACUAA